CAUUUCUCUUUCUCAUCGCUCUUUCUGUGUGCUUUUGUUGAACAAGUUUCGACUCACAGAGCCUGCGACUUGGCACCAAACCGAGGGCCAAACCGAAAAGGGGGAAAUCCAAAAUCGAUGAGCCCAUGAACAGAUUCAGCUUCGAAUUGGACAUUAAAUUGAAGCUACCACUGGUAAUUUUCUUCCGAUUCAAUUCAAUUUCAACCAUGAUUCGCUGAAUGGAUUUCUGUUCUUUGAUUCUGCACCAAUGUCGGUUUCGCAAGCCCUAGGUGGCAAGUCCAGAUGCGGCCGUGCGAUCGGCCCUUCCCUCGAUAAGAUUGUCAAGAACGCGGCCUGGCGUAAGCAUUCUCACCUUGUUUCCUCUUGCAAAUCCGUUCUCGAUAAGCUUGAUUCUAUUUCGGAAGCUUCUCUUGAUCCUGCUUCCCCGAUUUCUGGCCUUUCACCGGCUGAUGCGGAGUUUGUGCUCCAACCGCUCCUUUUGGCCCUCGAUGCCGCCUACGUCAAGGUUGCUGAGCCCGCGCUUGAGUGCGUCUUCAAAUUGUUCUCCCGCGGUCUAUUCCGUGGCGAGAUCGAGAGGCCGGAUGGCGAGGCGAAUUCUGGUGCUAGUUCCAUUGUGUUUAGGAUCGUUGAGUCUGUGUGCAAGUCGGGAGGUCUUGGUGAUGAAGGAAUUGAGCUCACUGUUCUCAGGGUGUUGCUCUCUGCGGUUCGAUGCCCUUGUGUAUUGAUCCGCGGGGAUUGUUUGGUUAAUGUUGUUCGGACUUGUUACAAUGUGUAUCUCGGUGGCUUGAGUGGUACGAAUCAGAUCUGUGCAAAAUCCGUUCUAGGUCAAAUAAUGAUCAUUAUUUUCAGUAGGAUGGAGGAAGACUCCAUGGAUGUUCCUGCGAGUAUAAUUUCUGUGAAUGAAUUAUUGGAAUUUACCGACAAGAACUUGAAUGAAGGCAAUUCUAUAUAUUUUUGCCAGAACUUUAUUAAUGAGGUAAUGGAUGCCAGCGAAGGGGUUGCGGAUAAGAAACUAUUUUCAAGUUGGGGACAAUUGCAGAAUGGCAAUGCUUCGCCACUUAAAGCUGACAAUAAAGGUGAAUCUGAUGUGGGAGAAACGGAAGAUGUAGCCGAAUCAGGUGGUUGUAGUAAGAUUAGGGAGGAUGGAUUUCAUUUGUUUAAGAAUUUGUGUAAGUUGUCAAUGAAAUUCUCAUCCCCGGAGCACCCAGAUGAUCAGAUCCUCUUAAGGGGCAAAACACUGUCUCUGGAACUGCUAAAGGUGAUUAUGGAUAAGGCAGGGCCAGUUUGGCGCCUUAACGAGAGGUUUCUCAAUUCUAUCAAGCAGUUUCUUUGCUUAUCAUUAUUAAAAAACAGUGCCCUGUCGGCAAUGGCCAUCUUCCAGAUUCAAUGUUCUAUUUUUAUGAGCUUGUUGACAAAAUUUAGAUCAGGACUGAAAGCAGAAAUUGGUAUCUUUUUUCCCAUGCUUGUCCUCCGAGUGCUUGAGAAUGUACUUCAGCCUAGUUUCUUGCAGAAAAUGACCGUGCUCAAUUUAUUGGAUAAGAUAUCUCAGGAUUCACAGAUUAUGGUGGAUAUUUUUGUCAACUAUGAUUGUGAUGUUGAUUCUCCAAAUAUUUUCGAGAGGAUUGUGAAUGGCCUUUUGAAAACUGCUCUUGGACCGCCUUCUGGUUCAACCUCAACAUUGUCUCCAGCACAAGAUAUUACAUUUAGGCAUGAAUCUGUUAAGUGUUUGGUAAGCAUCAUUAAAUCAAUGGGAACUUGGAUGGACCAACAACUGAAGCUGGAUGAUACAUAUUUUCUCAAGACUUCUGAGAGUGAUGUUUCACUUGAGAAUUGUUUAAGUGGGGAAGAAACAGCUGCUGUUGAUUCUGAGCUCCAUCCUGAUGGAAAUCCUGAGUUCUCAGAUGCUGCUACACUUGAGCAACGCAGAGCUUACAAAAUCGAGCUCCAGAAAGGUAUUUCGCUGUUCAACAGGAAACCUUCCAGGGGUAUUGAGUUUCUGAUUAGCACAAAAAAAGUUGGUGGUUCUCCUGAAGAGGUGGCGUCUUUUCUCAAGAAUACUAACGGCCUGAAUGAAAGAGUCAUUGGAGAUUAUUUGGGUGAAAGGGAGGAAUUCCCUUUGAAAGUUAUGCAUGCUUAUGUUGAUUCAUUUAAUUUUAAAGCGAUGGACUUUGGUGAAGCAAUAAGGUUUUUCCUGCGAGGCUUCAGGUUACCCGGAGAGGCCCAAAAAAUUGACCGUAUCAUGGAGAAGUUUGCUGAGCGGUACUGUAAAUGUAGCCCUGGUUCAUUCACAAGUGCAGAUACUGCUUAUGUUCUUGCUUAUUCUGUUAUUAUGCUGAACACAGAUGCUCAUAAUAACAUGGUGAAAGAUAAGAUGACGAAAGCUGAUUUUAUCCGGAAUAAUCGAGGAAUUGAUGAUGGCAAAGAUUUACCUGAUGAGUAUCUGGGUGCUCUUUACGAUCAGAUUGUUAGGAAUGAAAUUAAGAUGAAUUCUGAUUCUUCAGCUUCACAAAGUAAGCAGGCAACUAGCAUCAACAAACUUUUGGGCUUAGAUGGUAUACUCAAUCUAGUUUCUUGGAAGCAGACAGAAGAAAAAGCUGUGGGUGCAAACGGGCUUCUUAUAAGGCACAUACAGGAGCAGUUUAAGGCGAAGUCUGGAAAAUCUGAGUCUGUUUAUCACGCUGUGACUGAUGUAACAAUAUUGAGGUUUAUGGUGGAAGCCUGCUGGGGUCCUAUGUUGGCGGCAUUCAGUGUGACUCUUGACCAAAGUGAUGAUAAGCUUGCUACUUCUCAAUGCUUACUAGGCUUUCGGUUUGCUGUACACGUUACAGCCGUUCUGGGUUUGCAGACUCAAAGGGAUGCUUUCGUGACAUCAAUGGCUAAGUUUACCAAUCUUCAUUGUGCUGCCGAUAUGAAACAAAAAAAUGUUGAAGCUGUGAAGGCUAUAAUUUCUAUUGCCAUAGAGGAUGGUAAUUUCCUUCAAGAGGCAUGGGAGCACAUAUUUACAUGUCUCUCUAGAAUUGAGAACUUACAAUUAUUGGGAGAGGGUGCACCACCGGAUGCGUCAUUUUUGACAUCAUCCAAUAUUGAAACUGAAGAGAAAGUGCUGAAGUCGGCAGGUCUGUCAUCUCUGAAGAAAAAGGGAGGUCUUCAAAAUCCAGCUGUUAUGGCUGUUGUUCGUGGAGGUUCAUAUGACAGCACCUCUCAUGGAGCGAAUACUCCAGGACCAGUAACUCCUGAACAGAUUAACCAUCUUAUUUCAAACUUGAAUUUGCUGGAUCAAAUAGGCAAUUUUGAGUUGAACCACGUAUUUGCUCAUAGUCAAAGUUUGAACAGUGAAGCAAUAGUAGCAUUUGUGAAGGCCCUAUGCAAAGUUGCUAUUGCAGAAUUGCAGUCUCCAACAGACCCACGUGUGUUCAGCCUCACUAAAUUAGUUGAAGUGGCGCAUUACAACAUGAACCGCAUCCGAUUGGUGUGGUCUCGCAUGUGGAGUGUUCUCUCUGAUUUCUUUGUGUCAGUUGGCUUAUCAGAGAAUCUAUCGGUUGCAAUAUUUGUGAUGGAUUCACUGAGGCAGCUUGCGAUGAAGUUUUUGGAGCGUGAGGAGCUUGCAAAUUAUAACUUCCAGAAUGAAUUUCUGAGACCUUUCGUAAUUGUUAUGCAGAAAAGCAACUCCACGGAAAUCAGGGAAUUAAUAGUUCGGUGCAUUUCGCAAAUGGUUCUCAGUCGUGUCAACAAUGUCAAAUCUGGAUGGAAAAGUGUUUUUAUGGUUUUCACUGCUGCUGCUGCUGAUGAGCGGAAGAAUAUUGUCUUAUUGGCUUUUGAAACGAUGGAAAAAAUAGUUCGAGAAUAUUUUCCUUAUAUAACAGAGACUGAAACUACAACAUUUACCGAUUGCGUUCGGUGUCUCAUCACUUUCACAAAUAGUAGAUUUAACAGUGAUGUCAGUCUCAAUGCCAUUGCGUUCCUUCGGUUUUGUGCUGUAAAGCUUGCAGAAGGGGGACUUGUUUGCUACGAGAUGACUGGAGAUAAUGUUUCAUCCAAUACUCCUGAUGCACCCCCAUCCAUACCCGUACCCACAGAUAAGGACGAUUAUGCUUCCUAUUGGGUUCCUUUACUUGCAGGGCUAUCAAAGUUAACUUCUGAUCCUAGAUCACCAAUCAGAAAAAGUUCCUUGGAAGUACUUUUUAAUAUCCUAAAAGAUCAUGGCCAUCUUUUCUCGCGUCAGUUUUGGGUUGGUGUUAUCAAUACCAUAGUUUUCCCCAUAUUUAGUUCUUUGCAUGACAAGAAAGAAAUGGACGAGGAUGAAAAUGAUGAAUAUUCAGAAGGAACUACAUGGGAUUCUGAUACCUGUACAGUGGCGGCAGAUUGUUUAGUAGAUCUGUUCAUUAGCUUUUUCAAUGUUAUAAGGUCUCAACUACCCGGGGUGGUGUCGAUUCUGACAGGAUACAUUAGGAGUCCGAUCCAGGGUCCUGCCAGCACGGGUGUUGCUGCAUUAAUGCGUUUGGCAGGCGACUUGGGUAACAGGCUUACCGAAGAUGAAUGGAGAGAGAUUUUUCUUGCUUUGAAGCAAGCUGCCACAUUAACCGUGCCUGGGUUUAUGAAGGUCCUGAGAACCAUGGAUGACGUCAAUGUUCUUGGGAUCGCUCAAUCUUAUUAUGAUGUGGAUGUGGCUUCUGAUCAAGGUUUGUCGGCUGAUGGUCUUGACGACGACGAUCUGCAGAUGGCGUCCUACAUUGUUUCGAGGAUGAAGAGUCAUAUCGCAAUGCAACUCCUCAUCAUACAGGUCAUUACUGAUCUGUACAAGAGCCAUACCCAACCUUUCUCAGAAGCCAACAUUUCCAUCAUUCUGGAUAUCUUCUCUUCCGUUGCUACACAUUCCCAGAAACUGAAUUCCAACACAGUCCUUCAUAAGAAGCUACAGAAAGCUUGCUCCAUCCUCGAGAUUUCCGACCCACCCGUGGUUCACUUCGAAAACGAGUCUUAUCGGAGCUACCUCAACUUCCUCCAAAAUAUGCUCGCGGAAAGUCCUUCACUGACUAACGCAACUCUCGUAGAAUCCGAACUGGUCGUAGUUUGCGAACAAAUUUUGCAUAUUUACUUGAAGUGUACAGGGGUGCCGAGUGAGAAGAAAGAACCCAACCAGCCUGUGCUACAUUGGAUUCUUCCAUUGGGCUCAGCAAAGAAGGAAGAGGUGGCUGCUCGUACAUCUCUAGUCGUCUCGGCGUUGGAGGUUAUCCGCCGGUUCGAAAGGGACCUAUUUAAAAGGUGUGUUCAACGGCUUUUCCCAUUGUUGGUAGAUCUUGUUAGGAGUGAACAUAGCUCUGGAGAAGUUCAGCUUGUUUUGAGCAGCAUAUUACAAUCAUGUAUAGGCCCAAUAAUUAUGCAAUAAUAAGCAUUUUUUCCAUUGUAAAUCAAUCUAUAACUAGGUGGCUUGAGGAUGGAAGCAGCAGCCAAAUUGUUUUGUAGAAUAUACCAAAAUCCCAAUUUUUUUGCCUAGUGGAGAGUAUGUAUGUGCUAGUAUUGAUGAUACAUAAUGUUGAGAAGUUUUUUUUUUUUUUU
This is a messenger RNA of Cucurbita maxima (winter squash), 5556 nucleotides long. Its product is annotated as brefeldin A-inhibited guanine nucleotide-exchange protein 1-like. Gene Ontology annotation, molecular function: guanyl-nucleotide exchange factor activity. Gene Ontology annotation, cellular component: trans-Golgi network. The transcript is spliced from 11 exons. Lineage: Eukaryota; Viridiplantae; Streptophyta; Magnoliopsida; Cucurbitales; Cucurbitaceae. The coding region runs from base 248 to 5386 and encodes 1712 amino acids. Gene Ontology annotation, biological process: regulation of ARF protein signal transduction. The record is from RefSeq and is a predicted model, not a curated record.